AUGGGUGGGGCCCUGGGGCCGGCCCUGCUGCUCACCUCGAUCCUGGGGACCUGGGUGGGGCCGGGCAUGGGGCAGGACCGGCAGGCUGUGACGGUGGCUGUGGUGUUUGGCAGCUCGGGGCUGCCCCAGGCCCAGGCCCGUGCCCGCCUCACCCCCCAGAGCUUCCUGGACCUGCCCCUGGAGAUCCAGCCCCUCACUGUGGGAGUCAACAACACCAACCCCAGCAGCCUCCUCACCCAGAUCUGCGGGCUGCUGGGUGCUGCCCCUGUCCACGGCAUCGUCUUUGAGGACAACGUGGACACCGAGGCCGUGGCCCAGAUCCUCGACUUCAUCUCCUCCCAGACCCACGUGCCCAUCCUCAGCAUCAGUGGGGGCUCUGCUGUGGUCCUCACCCCCAAGGAGCCGGGCUCCGCCUUCCUGCAGCUGGGCGUGUCUCUGGAGCAGCAGCUGCAGGUGCUCUUCAAGGUCCUGGAGGAGUACAACUGGAGCGCGUUCGCUGUCAUCACCAGCCUGCACCCGGGCCACGCGCUCUUCCUCGAGGGCGUGCGCGCCGUCGCCGACGCUGGCCACCUGGGCUGGCGGCUGCUGGACGUGCUGACGCUGGAGCUAGGCCCGGGCGGGACGCGCGCGCGCACCCAGCGCAUGCUGCGUCAGCUCGACGCGCCGGUGCUGGUGGCCUACUGCUCGCGCGACGAGGCCGAGGUGCUGUUCGCCGAGGCGGCGCGCGCUGGCCUGGUAGGGCCCGGGCACGUGUGGCUGGUGCCCAACCUGGCGCUGGGCAGCACCGACGCGCCGCCCGCUGUCUUCCCCGUGGGCCUCAUCAGCGUGGUGACCGAGAGUUGGCGCCUCAGCCUGCGUCAGAAGGUACGCGACGGCGUGGCUGUUCUGGCGCUGGGCGCUCAUAGCUACCGGACCCAGUACGGCGCCCUGCCCGCCGCCGCCGGGGACUGCCGCAGCCACCCCGGGCCUGUCACCCCUGCCCGGGAGGCCUUCUACAGGCACCUGCUGAACGUCACCUGGGAGGGCCGAGACUUCUCCUUCAGCCCUGGUGGGUACCUGGUCCAUCCCACCAUGGUUGUGAUCGCUCUCAACCGGCACCGCCUCUGGGAGAUGGUGGGACGCUGGGAGCAUGGUGUCCUACACAUGAAGUACCCGGUGUGGCCUCGCUACAGUGCCUCUCUGCAGCCUGUGGUGGACAGCCGGCAUCUGACAGUGGCCACGCUGGAAGAACGGCCCUUUGUCAUCGUAGAGAGCCCUAACUCUGGCACGGGCGGCUGUGUGCCCAACACCGUACCCUGCCGCAGACACGGCAAUCACACUUUCAGCGGUGAUGCGGCCCCCUACACCAAGCUCUGCUGUAAGGGCUUCUGCAUCGAUAUCCUCAAGAAGCUGGCCAAGGUGGUCAAGUUCUCCUACGACCUGUACCUGGUGACCAAUGGCAAGCAUGGCAAGAGAGUGCGCGGCGUGUGGAACGGCAUGAUUGGGGAGCCCUACAGCCCCGCGGUGUGGGUGAUGAUGUUCGUCAUGUGCCUCACGGUGGUGGCCAUCACUGUCUUCAUGUUCGAGUACUUCAGUCCCGUCAGCUACAACCAGAACCUCACCAGUGGGAAGAAGUCUGGGGGCCCAUCCUUCACCAUUGGCAAGUCCGUGUGGCUGCUGUGGGCGCUGGUUUUCAACAACUCGGUGCCCAUUGAGAACCCCCGGGGCACCACCAGCAAGAUCAUGGUUCUGGUCUGGGCCUUCUUUGCCGUCAUCUUCCUCGCCAGCUACACUGCCAACCUGGCCGCCUUCAUGAUCCAGGAGCAGUACAUCGACACCGUGUCUGGCCUCAGUGACAAGAAGUUUCAGCGGCCACAGGAUCAGUACCCGCCCUUCCGCUUUGGCACCGUGCCCAAUGGCAGCACAGAGCGUAACAUCCGCAGCAACUACCGGGACAUGCACACCCACAUGGUCAAGUUCAACCAGCGCUCGGUGGAGGAUGCUCUGACCAGCCUCAAGAUGGGGAAGCUGGACGCCUUCAUCUAUGAUGCUGCUGUCCUCAACUAUAUGGCAGGGAAGGAUGAGGGCUGCAAGCUGGUCACCAUCGGGUCCGGCAAGGUCUUUGCCACCACCGGCUACGGCAUUGCCAUGCAGAAGGACUCCCACUGGAAACGGCCCAUAGACCUGGCGCUCCUACAGUUCCUGGGGGAUGGGGAGACCCAGAAACUGGAGACUGUGUGGCUCUCGGGGAUCUGCCAGAAUGAGAAGAACGAGGUGAUGAGCAGCAAGCUAGACAUUGACAACAUGGCGGGUGUCUUCUACAUGCUGCUGGUGGCCAUGGGGCUAGCCCUGCUGGUCUUCGCCUGGGAGCACCUGGUCUACUGGAAGCUGCGCCACUCGGUGCCCCACACGCCCCGGCUGGACUUCCUGCUGGCCUUUAGCAGGGGCAUCUACAGCUGCUUCAGCGGCGUGCAGAGCCUGGCUAGCCCCGCGCGGCCGCCCAGCCCGGACCUCACGGCCGACUCGGCCCAGGCCAGCGUGCUCAAGAUGCUGCAGGCUGCGCGCGACAUGGUGACGACGGCGGGCGUGAGCAGCUCCCUGGAUCGCGCCACGCGCACCAUCGAGAGCUGGGCCGGGCGCCGCGCGCCCCCGACGCCCGCCGCGCGCCCGACCACCCCCGACUCCUCCUUGCCCAGCUCGGUGGCUGCGGCCUUUGCUCGGCCCAGCUCAAUGCCUGCCGCGUGCAUUCCUCCGACCUGCUGCUGCCGCGACGCCCGCCCGGUCUGGGGGCGACCAGCGCCGUCGCUGCGGCUGCCAUCCUACCACGAGGCCUGCCAAGGGGAUGUCUUUGCAGGGACCCCUACCUGGCCGCACAGCCAGCACGCCUGCCUCCACGCCCGUGCUCACUUGCCGCUUUGCUGGGGUGCUGUCUGCCCUCACCUCUCACCCUGUCCCCACCUCGGCCCCUGGCUCCCUGGCGCCUGGGGGCCUCAGGGGCACACAGAUAGGACCCUGGGGCUGAGCACAAGCUACAGGGACAGUGGGGGGCUGGGCGAGGGCAGCAGGGUGGCCUGUGGAACGCACGGCUUCCCGCGCCCUUGCAGCUGGAGGCGGUUCUCUAGUUUGGAGUCGGAAGUGUGA
Orycteropus afer afer is the source of this 3120-nucleotide messenger RNA. It is a transcript of the gene GRIN2C, whose product is annotated as glutamate ionotropic receptor NMDA type subunit 2C. The transcript is spliced from 12 exons. NCBI's taxonomy places the organism in Eukaryota, Metazoa, Chordata, Mammalia, Tubulidentata, Orycteropodidae. Gene Ontology annotation, biological process: excitatory postsynaptic potential; long-term synaptic potentiation; synaptic transmission, glutamatergic. Gene Ontology annotation, cellular component: NMDA selective glutamate receptor complex; plasma membrane; postsynaptic density membrane. Bases 1 to 3120 code for a protein of 1039 amino acids. Gene Ontology annotation, molecular function: NMDA glutamate receptor activity; transmitter-gated monoatomic ion channel activity involved in regulation of postsynaptic membrane potential. The record is from RefSeq and is a predicted model, not a curated record.